This is a messenger RNA of Pyricularia grisea, 282 nucleotides long. RefSeq lists its product as uncharacterized. Lineage: Eukaryota; Fungi; Ascomycota; Sordariomycetes; Magnaporthales; Pyriculariaceae. The transcript has a single exon. The coding region runs from base 1 to 282 and encodes 93 amino acids. The record is from RefSeq and is a predicted model, not a curated record.
AUGCAAGCACAACCACAAGACGACCAGGACGCAAUCCUCCGCCGCCAAUGGAUCCCAUACUUGCGCGCCAACCUCCGCCAGGGCGUGGAAACGAGCCUCUUCGGCUACGGGAUGGUGGUGGUCCUGGCAAGUCUGGUCACGGUGCUCGCCGCCAAGACGCAGCCGCCUGACGCCGCCAUGGCCACCUGCCUCCGCUCGGUCCUGCACGACCGCAUGAGGCCGGCGGCGCGCCUCUGCUGGGAAGUGCUCGUCUACAUGACCGCGGUCUACAUCUUUCUUUGA